AUGCCAACACCGGUUGCGAAAGGAAUUAUUAUCACUGUUUCAGCCCUCGUCGCUGCGGGUAUUGCAGUCUAUGAAUCACCCCAGUUUCGACAAUGGGUCAACACCUCGCGGCGAAAGAUUGCCGUCGCAUUGCAUAAUCUCGGCGAUGAGAUCCACCCUCGAACCUCCGCCUCACCUACGAGGCAAGACACAUCUAUGACUGAAGAGCUGGGCCCAGAAGCCGAAGAGCGUAGGCGGAUAGCAAGGGAAGAGCUUCAACGACGACGUUCCGUGCUUGAAGAACACCGGAAAAGAAGGGAAAGUGCCCCCGCAGGAUCGUUCGAUGCGCUUGUUGAUGACGAUGGCCGUUUGCUUCGGACCUUGAGUCCAGAACCGUCUGGAGGGCUGGGUAACUCUUCCGCGGUGGAAGUGACACCAUCACAGGCUAUUCAACGCGGUAAAAAUACUGGUUCUCAGACCCCUGUGGCCGAGACGCAGACCACUGGCGCUGCUCUUACGAAGCAGAACCUGCAAGUGGCGAUACCAGCUGCUGCAGGUGCGGCUGCAGCUUCUGCGACGCUUAUUGACUACACUCCUACUUCCGAGACAUCAGGUAUGGACUUCUCAACGUCUACACUGAAUCGUACCGAGGAGGUCGAGCGGCCGCUUUCACGGUCGUCGAGCCAUACCGAGGGUUAUUCUGAAGUACUUUUUGCCCAUCCGGGUUCUUCGACGAACGAUACUGGUCGCGAUUUGAGAUCACCCUUUUCCGACCUGUCGGACUUAGAUUCUACUGGCGCCGAACACCACGAACGGCCGUCAACACCGUCAACGGCUGGUAGCUUCAGUCAGAUUUAUGAGUCUGCUGCGGAUGAAUGGUCAGAUGACACGCUGAGUGAUCAUGGACGGUCGACGCAAGGUGUCGCCACCCCAGCCAGUUGGUCGGAGAUCGGCAGCGUAGUCAGCAAUGAGGAUUUGCAAAAUCGCUUGUAA
Molecule: messenger RNA, 972 nt
Organism: Aspergillus oryzae RIB40
Lineage: Eukaryota; Fungi; Ascomycota; Eurotiomycetes; Eurotiales; Aspergillaceae
Exons: 2
Coding region: 1-972 (323 amino acids)
Source: RefSeq, a predicted model, not a curated record